GUCCAGCGGAGACGGGAUCAAGAUGGCGAUUCCAGGCAGGCAGUAUGGGCUUAUUUUGCCAAAGAAAACACAGCCGUUGCACCGAGUUUUGCAAAAGCCAUCAGUGUUUGGGAAUGAUUCUGAUGAUGACGAGACUUCCGUGAGCGAAAGCCUUCAGAGGGAAGCUGCUAAGAAGCAGGCCAUGAAACAGACCAAACUGGAAAUUCAGAAAGCUCUUGCAGAAGAUUCCACUGUGUAUGAGUAUGACAGCAUUUAUGAUGAAAUGCAGAAGAAAAAGGAAGAAAGUAACCCCAAAUUGCUUCUGGGGAAAGACCGAAAGCCCAAAUAUAUUCACAACUUACUAAAAGCAGUAGAGAUCAGGAAAAAGGAACAGGAAAAAAGAAUGGAAAAGAAAAUACAGAGAGAACGAGAGAUGGAAAAGGGAGAAUUUGAUGAUAAAGAGGCAUUUGUAACAUCUGCUUAUAAAAAAAAACUUGAAGAGAGAGCUGAAGAGGAGGAAAGAGAAAAGAGGGCAGCUGCCCUGGAAGCACGUUUGGAUGUGACCAAGCAGAAAGAUCUCAGUGGAUUUUAUCGGCAUCUAUUAAAUCAAGCAGUUGGUGAGGAGGAAGUUCCUAAAUCCAGCUUUCGUGAAGCCGGGACUGUAAUAAAAGAAGAGAAGCUCAGAGGUUACCCUGAUGAAACAGACUCAGAGAACAGACCGCCACAGCAGAACUGCAUCCUACAAAGUGGUAUGGGAGAAGUGGAGGAAAACCCAGAUGCUGACAGUGAUUUUGAUGAUAACAGCAGUGAGGAUGGUGAAAGGGGAGACCAUAAAGUAAAGUCCAGAGGGGAAGAUGACUCCAGUGCAGCCAUGAAAUACCCCAAGCAUCACAAGAGUCACGCUCACUCACGAUCAUCUAGUGAGGAAAGGGGGCUCAGUACCAAGCACCACUCAAGUUCCCAGUCAAGAGGACAUGAGCUAAAGGGAGGCCAGCACCAGGACAGGCAGUCCAGAGACCAAGAGAGCUGUCACAAGGACCGCAAACACCGGGAAGAAAAGAGUUCUCAUAGGCACAGAGAGGCCAGUCAUAAAGAUCACUACUCGAAGAGGCAUGAGCCAGAAGAUAAACCGAAGGGACGAGAACAGGGAGAAAGACAGGACAGAGAACGGAAGAGGGAGAAAUACUCCUCAAGGGAACAAGAAAGAGACAGACAUUGGAAUGAUCACGACCGAUACAGUGAGAAAAGGAAAGAAAAAGAAGAGCACACAAAAACAAGGAGGGAAAGAUGUGAAGACAGUGCCAAGUACAGAGAGAGGGAGAAGCCAGAAGGAAGUGGGCAGUCUUCAGAAAGACAUCGAGACAGAAGGGAAAGCAGUCCACGGUCUAGACCAAAGGACAACACUCUAGACCAGGAAAGAUCCACCAAAGCGAGAAACACAGAAAAGGACCAAGGGGAACAAGGGAAGCCCUCUGGUUCUGAAACAUCACUAGCAACAAAACACAGACUGGCAGAGGAAAGACCAGAAAAGGGCAGUGAGCAAGAGAAGCCCCCUGAGACUGUGAGCAAGUUUGCAAAACGGAGCAAUGAGGAAACCGUGAUGUCAGCUAGAGACAGGUAUUUGGCCAGGCAAAUGGCACGGAUAAAUGCAAAGACUUAUAUUGAAAAAGAAGAUGACUAAGGACUGCCCAGAUCUGGAGUUCCUUGGAAGCACAGAGCAUUGUGACCCUUGAACUUGCUUUAAGAAACCAUAUGACUAUAUGAACAGACUGGAGAGUAUUUGUAAAGUGUAUUUUCAAAAUUUGUUAAGUCAAAAGUCAGUUCUUUGAUCUUUGGUGCUUGUCUAGAUUUGUGAGGUAUUUCCUAAUCUAUAGCACUUUCUUGGUUGUACUCAAGAAUCAUAAGGUGUUAAAUCUUAUAGGUGAGAAAAAUUGGCUUCAUGUUAUAAUUUAUACAUUAAAAAUAACUUAUAAAAAUGUUGUUUUGAGGGGUUUUUGUUUGUUUUUGUGUUAACUAUUUAUUACUUGGGUGAAUGUUUUGCCUACAUGUAAGUCAGUGCACCAAGUGGCUGCCUAGUACCCACAGAGAAGGCCAGAAGAAAGCAUUGGAUCCCCUGGAACUGAGGUCAUAGAUAGUUGUGAACCACCAUGUAGGUGCUAGGAAUUAAACCUGGCUCCUCUCUAUGAGCAGCCAGUGCUCUUAACCACCGAGCCAUCUCUCUGAAGAGUUUUUUGUUGUUUGUUGGUUUUGUAUUUUGUUCUACAUCUGUUGGGGGCGGGGGGGGGGUUACUGCUGCUCUUAUACUCUGGUUGCCCAAGUUUCUGGAAAUCCUGUGCACAAGUGAUCCUUGUCUCAGCCUCUCAAGUGCUCGAACUAUAGGCAGUGACCAACCCUAGGCCCAGUUUCUCUUGUCACAGAAAUUUUGUAAAUACUAUCUUUUGAGUUAAAAUAUAUAAAUUUUAGAAAUAGAAAAAAUUGUAUAUGUUCUGAAAUUCCUGUUACAGUGUAACAGAAAGAUAGAUCAUGGAUGUUGUCUAAACUUUUUGAUCCAGCAUACUUGGCUUAAAUAAAGAGAGUCAGCUGCCCUGCAUUGAAUUCACCUUUACGUGACUUCCGGGAUAGGGCAGAGCUCAGAAGGAGAGCUCUUGUCUGACGUGCACAAGGUCCUGGAGUUGAUGUCCAAGACUGAAAAAAAAGCAAUAAUUUUAUUCAUGUUCAAUUUUUGAUUGUUUAGAAGACAUCACUUUUUUUGGUAAGUUUGUAUUUUGCAAAUUACUAAAUUGGUAUGUAACUAAAUCUGUCAGCUGAGAAUGAAAAAAAAAAAUGUUUUAUAUACUCCAGCAAGGAGACUGAAACUUGUUAAAACUCCAUCUCUAUGUUCAAAUAAAACUAGCUUCUGAGCUAAGUAAGUCAUUGGA
This is a messenger RNA of Arvicanthis niloticus (Nile rat), 2897 nucleotides long. It is a transcript of the gene Nsrp1, whose product is annotated as nuclear speckle splicing regulatory protein 1. NCBI's taxonomy places the organism in Eukaryota, Metazoa, Chordata, Mammalia, Rodentia, Muridae. Gene Ontology annotation, biological process: regulation of alternative mRNA splicing, via spliceosome. The record is from RefSeq and is a predicted model, not a curated record.